Molecule: messenger RNA, 1543 nt
Organism: Durusdinium trenchii
Lineage: Eukaryota; Dinophyceae; Suessiales; Symbiodiniaceae
Source: the annotation of a GenBank genome assembly
AAUGGCUCCAUCGGAGAUUGAGCAAUUUGGGUGAUGCCGCUUGCUUUCCCCUUUGCUUUCAGGAAUGCGGCCAAAUGCCCAGAGGGGAGAUCCAAAAUCAAUACGCUAUCAGCUUGGCUUGCAUUUUUUGGGCAUUUCGGCGCCAGGGCCUGGUUUCUUUGAACACGCAGAGUAUGAGUUCAUUCUCCAGGCUGGAGAUGUGGCAAAACGCUUAAAACCUCGUCUUCCUCCACCACCUUUGGCUGGUUUGACAGAAGAUGAACUGAGAAGCUUGCUGCCAGUUGGUGAAGCAUUUCUUCGAAUAGAAGAGCGGACAGCUCUUCGUCUUCCAGAGCCAGUCGAUUACUUUUCCAUUGAUGUUUGGGAGGAGCGAUCGAAUUGGCUGAACACACAAAGGAAGCUUCUGGGCCAGUGCUAUAUCCCCUUGGAGCAGCGCUUCAACAAGAGGCUUUGCACCUGGUCAAUCGUCAAGGAGAAGUCAGAAGUUGGGCUGAUCAUUUGCAGGUUCUUUCUUGGCACAACGCCUGCACCUGUUCGCGGCUUGCAUGUCGUCCGCGCAGCAACCAGGUCAAGUGAGCUUCGCCUGGUGUGGGAGCUUCCUACAAGUGAUGGGGACUUGCCAUUGCGCGGAUACAGGAUUGAGGUACGGAGUGAAGCUGAACUUUGCCGGGUGAAGAAGCACAAAGAGCUCAAGACGAAGCGCAUGUCAACACGUCGAGGAGGAAAAACAAUCAUCACAAGGCCUCAACAAUCGAAGGCACGUGAGCAAUUGAGACGUGAUGUGGAGCCCAGGACUGCCAGUGCUCCGGCAUCAAGCGAGCCUGGUGCAACUUUGACCCACCUGUCUGGCAAUACAGUGUAUGUGAUUCGCGUUUGGGCCGUGAAUGAGGCUGGCGCUGGCCCGGCAGCUGAGGUCAUGGGGCAGACAGGUCCUAUUUCACCAGGCCUUUGUGGGGCAGCUCGAGGUGCCACUGAGGGCGAAGAGCAGGCCUUGGUGCUGGAGUGGGAACCGCCCAGUGACAAUGGAGGCGCUGAUUUGGUGGCUUACAGGGUUUGGUUGCGACCGGUUUUCCAGGAUGGUCUAGGCGGCUUUUUCCCAGCGACGAACUUCAUCGAUUUGGGCCUUUUUGAGCACGUUGGCCAUCCGGGUGCCACACAAAGGGCUCCAGUGAGGGUAGAUCAGCUGCCUUCUUGCUCUGGGUGCCUAUGCAGCGUGGCUGCUAUCAAUUCUGCUGGCCUUUCCGGCCAAUCCUUGGAGGCGCCUGUGGUGUGGGCUCACGACCCAGAACGCGAGAAGGAAAUCUUCGAAGGUUCUUCAUCAAUGUCAGAAGAUCUCAAGGUUGAUGGAGGACGCGUUGUCAUCACCCCAAGCCUCACAGCUCAAAGCCCUGCACCUUCUCAUCCUGAGCCUAUUACGGCAUUUGAUCCUGUGGCGGAAGGAAAAGGAGUUGUGCGUAACAUACGCAUGGAUGAUAGGUCGAACCCUACAUGGAAUGUUUCCACCCGAGGAGCCCUUGUGGCCAGGCCAAAUAAUUAAGGAAAA